Rubroshorea leprosula is the source of this 702-nucleotide messenger RNA. Lineage: Eukaryota; Viridiplantae; Streptophyta; Magnoliopsida; Malvales; Dipterocarpaceae. The record is from the annotation of a GenBank genome assembly.
AGGUUUGGGUUUGGUGAACCCAAACAAAUCUAAACGGCAAAAAUUCCCUUUUUCCGUUUCUCUUUCCUUUUCCUUUCCUUUGCCUUCUGCAAAACCUUAUACUUUUCUCAGCUACUGGGGGUUCGAAACAUAGUAGCUGUUGGGUUCAAACCCAGCCAAAUUCAAUGAUAAUUGGCGGCGCCAGCAUGGGAUUAAGAAUGGAUUGGCACCGGACAUGCCUCUGGAAUCAACGAAGAUGGAUAAAACAGGAACGACAGAGCCAACAAAUCUUGACCCAGAAACAGUUGUGAAAUCCUCAAGAACGGAGAUUCAGCACUUGUGCGAAACAAUGUUCAACAAGGGUCUCCGGAGGUACAUCGCCACGCAUUUAUUCGACAUCCUGAAGCUUCGGGAAAGUACUUGCGGCUCUAAAGCUCACCUCAAAGCCGGUAAAACUGGUUUUGCAUUGCAUUGGGAGGUUUUUUCUGCUGGCCAAGUUGAUAUUGAACAGGGUUUGAAGGAAGAGGCAGAGAUGGAUGGGAGCAAUUGCAUGGAAGAAGAGGUUGAUUAGUAAAGGUGGGUUAGGUAAGGCGAGUGAGAUUGAUGCCAGAGGUUUCGUUUCUCUUUCCUCUUCCUUUCCUUAUACUUUUCAUCGAAGAAGGGGAAGAUGAUUGGAGAUGAGAGAGAAGUGAUAUGUUCAAUCGAACCCAGCAAACCUGCAGC